AUGCGCGACCCGGUGUGCUCGGACAAACGGGAUAUCCACGCGGCGUUUUGUCGGGAAGCCAUGCAGUUGCUUCAAGUGGUCACGGGCAAGAAAAUGCACGCUCACCAGGCGAAAGAUCUCAAUUUGAACCACGGCGCACUUUCGGUAGACCCCAACUGGCUGAAAUUCAUGAGAAAACCUCAAUUUUAGGAGAAAAUCCACCGGCAAUGGGUGAUCGACAACACAAAUUGAGCUACAACGAAACAGAACUGCUGCAGCUGAUCCACGAUCAUUUGGAGAAGAAGGGACUGUCCUCGGUGGCGGCGAUGCUCAAAACGGAGGCGAAAUUGCCGGAUAAGCCGGCCAGCAGGACCACUGUCGCCCCGCUGAAGCUUCGCCCGUUUGUUAGUGGAAUCGAGUCGGAAAGCAUGAUUCUUUCCCCUUUUCAGCCUAGCACCGGCAACAACUUCAUCAAAAUCGAGGACGCCUACCCGACUCUUGCUCCGCGAAUGCUCGAAUCGGAGAUCGGAGGCAUCUCGGGAAGACGUCCGUCAAAUCCGGCCGCCCUUUGCUCUCCCAUGAUCAGCCGAUCAAUUUCCAACGACGAGGACGUGUUCGCAACUCCCACGCUUCCCAAAACUUUGGCGUUUUCAUAGACGACUAACUAAUCGCUCAUUUUACAGAAUACGGAGGCAGUGGAUUCCCGCGGAAGUUGGCAAUCAGCCCCGCCCGUUCGAAACAACGACUCUCAACGUCCGGGGAACGGAGGAGCAAUCCGGCCGGUCAGGGACCUCGACAGCAUUGCCGUCGAGUAUUUCAAGUGAGAACACCGAGGCCAACGUGUGAUUCCUUCAAAACAAUCCCCUUCCAGAACUCAACACUCUUCGUGCAAGAAUCCGGUGACGACGUGCCCGCCGUUAUCCCUCUACUACCCGCAUCCGUGUCCGGAGCGCACCCAGAAGACGUCCGUCAUGCAGAACAUGGCCUACCGCUUCUUCAACUACGAAAUCCUGCGGCCGAACUGCACUGGUUCAAUUUGGACUCUGGCGUCGACGAGAGCCACACAAACUGCCAAGCGAGUGCCAUUACGCACAUCGAACCGUCUAAGGUGA
This is a messenger RNA of Caenorhabditis sp. 36 PRJEB53466, 1091 nucleotides long. Lineage: Eukaryota; Metazoa; Nematoda; Chromadorea; Rhabditida; Rhabditidae. The record is from the annotation of a GenBank genome assembly.